GCUCGUAAGUGCCGGGGGCCGGUCAAGGGUGUCCGCCGAUAUCAAGAUUCGAAAGACAAGUCCUCGACAUCCAACCUGAAGACCCAUGCCAUCGGUUGCUGGGGCCAGGCGGCUGUCGAAGACGCGCUCAGCGGUAAGGAGCCGAGAAAGCGAGAGAACGCGAUCAACAUCGCGUUUGCUAAGGCGGCCGGACUCCCUGGACCACGGUUGGUUCAGGUGUCGCACAGGAACCAUACCAACACCGAACUCAUGUCGGCGGGCCGGCCAAACAUCGAAAUCCCAUCCCCGAAGACGAUCUCCCGUGAUCUCAAGGCGUCGUUUCAACGGUGCCAGAGCCGCGUCAAGAAGAUGCUUACUGACCAUCCCGGGCGGAUUCACUUUGCGACGGAUGCAUGGACGUCACCCAACCACCGUGCAUUCGUCGCGUGGACCGCUCAUUUAGAGUUUCAAGGGGCCCCUCUAUCGUUCCUGCUUGACAUAAUUGAAGUUCCGGAGGUACGUCAUUGGAUGAUCGAACGUGUGCUGAAUUUCCGCUGA
Molecule: messenger RNA, 537 nt
Organism: Fomitopsis serialis
Lineage: Eukaryota; Fungi; Basidiomycota; Agaricomycetes; Polyporales; Fomitopsidaceae
Exons: 3
Source: RefSeq, a predicted model, not a curated record